GUAAUAAAAUUGAGCUCCAAUGCUUUUGUUCAAAUACUACUCUUUGCUUUUGUUCCUAAAAAUUUGGCUAAGGUCAGUGUAAAUACGAAGUGUUAAUUCUGCGAUAUUAAAUAUUUUUUCAUGCGAAUCGCAUUUAGAAAAAAAGUAAUUAUUUGCAUUUUACUCGUCAAAUUGGUCCUUUCAAAAUAAAUAAUGGAUUAUCGCCGCAAGACGAGCCGCAAUGAUGAGCCACCUUCUGAUUCUCCUAUGUACUCCAGAUUAUUUAUAGUUUGUGAUAAAAAGACUGAAGAGAAUGAAAUAAGAGAUGCAUUUUUAUCUUUUGGGACUAUCGAAGACAUAAGAAUACCUCGAGACCAUAAUACUGGACAACCGAAAGGUAUAAUUUUCAUCAAAUUUUCUAAAACCUCAGAAGCUGCUUUUGCAUUAGAAAAAAUGAAUAUGCAAGCAUUGCCUGGUGCUAAUCGACCUCUGAAAGUUAUGGUGGCUGCAAAUCGAUCAGAAAUUCAAACAGAUGAAGACAAUGAAAAGCACAAAAGAAUAUUCAUUACUGUCCCAAGGCAAUCAAAUGAAGAGGCAAUAAAAGAUUAUUUUUCUACAUAUGGAAGUGUUGAAAGUAUACAUAUGUUAAGAGAUAAAAACACAGGUGAAAAUAAAGGUUUUGCUUAUGUGAAAUUCAGAAAAUUUUCACAAGCUGCUCUGGCUAUUGAAGAAUGUAACCCGUCCUACAGAGCAAUAUUUGCAUUACCCAAGGGUUACAAUAGACGACCAGAGACAUCAUUUGAAAUGAGCAUUAAUUCUUUAGCAUCCGCAUCAAACAUAAGGAAUCCUCUAUUCUCAGCAAUGAAUGUUCGUCCUGAAGGUUACAAACGAGUACAUUUUAUCUGUUGUCCUUAUCUCACCCAGAAAGAUGUGGAGAAGUUAUUUGAUAUUGUUCCAGGCAUGGAGCACUGCCAAUUUUUUGUUGACUUAAUGCGCAACGUUGGUAAAGGUACAGUAACUUAUUCCAAUCCUGUUUCAGCUGCAUAUGCUGUUGAAAAAUUAAAUAAAUUUGAAUAUCCACCUGGAGCUAAAAUAUUUGUGAAACCAGACAAUGUUAACUUUGACCCACAAGAGCAAAACUUUUCAAAUGUUUCACAAGUUGUGAGCAAUCUAAAAAAUGCUAUUGCAGAAACAACAAAUUCAUCAUCCCCUGAUUUAGCUCAAUUAGCUGAAGCGAUAUCACAGGCAUCCAAAAUAAUUAAAAUGGCAACUUCAGGUGUUAACGAUGACAACAUACCAGACAGCAAUGACUUAAACUAUUGUAGUGUUCAGUUACCGAAACAACAACCACUUGCUGACAUUGACAGUCCUGCAGCUAAACGAUGCUUUUUAGUAUGUAAGCCCCAGCCACCUCCUUUGACAGUUUUGCGUGAUGUGUUCUGUCGUUUUGGUGACCUUAUUAAUGUUUAUACGCUACCUGGGAAAACUGUGGGAUAUGCGCGAUAUGCCACUGCUCAAGCGGCAGAUGAAGCAAUCAAAGUUCUACAUGGUGCAGAGAUUUGUGGAGUUCGCAUUAAAGUGUUAGAGGCUGAUGAUGAAGCUCCCCCAAAAAGAGCAAAAUAUUAUUGACAUAAUGACUUGACAAACUAAUUAAGACAACCAUAGUAUUAGUUUAUCCAUAAGUAAUGUGUGGACUGGAAAAUGUGGUAAGGACUAAUAAAUAAAUAAAUUCAUUACAAAAAUACUUCCACCCUAAACUGUUAUUUACGACAUAAAAUUUUACAACUUAUGGAUCUAGCCGCAGACCCGAGAACCUCCUCUUUAUAUUCUCUAAUGGACAUUAUUAUGACACAGACAAAGACUUGCAGACAAAAAUUAUUUAUAAUGAUAACCAAAGAC
Messenger RNA from Chilo suppressalis (striped riceborer), 1878 nucleotides. The record is from the annotation of a GenBank genome assembly. Lineage: Eukaryota; Metazoa; Arthropoda; Insecta; Lepidoptera; Crambidae.